This is a messenger RNA of Carya illinoinensis, 650 nucleotides long. RefSeq lists its product as uncharacterized. Lineage: Eukaryota; Viridiplantae; Streptophyta; Magnoliopsida; Fagales; Juglandaceae. The transcript is spliced from 2 exons. The record is from RefSeq and is a predicted model, not a curated record. The coding region runs from base 44 to 481 and encodes 145 amino acids.
CUCUCUCUCUCUCUCUCUCUCUCUCUCUCUCUGUGUUUGUAAUAUGGCUUCCAUUGAAGAAAAACCAUUGAAGGUGCAUGAAGAAGGAGAUGAAGAUCAUAUGAAUGAGCACGAAGAGGCCGUUUCCAGUGGUGGGUGUUGUUGCCUUGGGCUUAUGGGCUUCAGAUGGGGACAAAGCAAUGAAAGGGAGAGCAAACAUCUGCUGCAGGUCAAUAAAGGAGAACGGAAGGAGACAUGGUGGAUGAAGCAACUGAUUAAGGUUAAGCAGGGUACAGAAUUUGUGGCAGGGCCCAAGUGGAAGACUUUCUUAAGAAAGAUCAGCGCAUUUGGUAAUCACAAGAACAAGAAGAAGCACGGCAACGGGUUCCAGUAUGAUCCUCAGGCUUAUGCCCUCAACUUUGAUAAUGGUUUUGAUGAUGGGGAUCAAGAAGAUGGCUUUGUUCUUGAUUUCAGGUCCAGAUUUGCUGCUACUCCUUCAUGAAAAGCAGCACAGUGAAUCGUUAAAAAGUCGUUAAUGAUGUUGAUAAUUUUUGUUGCAUUCAUUUUGUAUUCUUUUUAAUUACCUCCUUAAUUCCGUGUUUAUUACAUUCUAUUUCAUUCAUAUCAAUCAAUCUUGCUGAUCUCUUGGUGGAAGAGAAUUUUGGUUUUCA